UUCUUGUUGGCUGAUGUUUUUGAAGAGUUUUGUUUUGCAUGGAGCGGGGGCGCAAAUUUUGAAUUCGUGGUAAGCGUGGUAAACGUGCCGGCUUUGUCUGGGUCUGGCGGUUUCCCUCGUUGGGCCUGGGUGCUAGGCGGGACCUGUUUGAUAGGCCUAUGUAACUAUCUCAGCUAGCUCUUCGAAGUGAUUUGGCGGACGUGCUCGUUGAGCCUGAGGAAGUAGGCCUAGCGAUGAAACCAAACAAAGGGAAGGCCGCGGGGGAUGCGGAGCAAGUGCAGUGCGACGAGUGCCUGCGCUGGUGCUCCCUCGACGAGACCAGUUUCCAGAGCUUAGCAGACGCGGAAGAGUCUAGCUUUACGUGCAGGCUGUGCGAAAAGGUCAGGGAAGCAGUCCAAAAACUGGAAGGAAAUUGGACAGCCAAGUUCGAGGAGCUGAAAGCAGACCUGAAGGAGGAGCGGGAGAGGCGGUUAGCUUUGCAGGCGAAAGUCGCCGAGUUGGUCAAGGUGGAAGCGGUGCAGGCCGCGCAAUUAGUAAGAACCGUGGCCGAGCUUGGAGAAGAGAAGGAAAGGAGAGCAGAACUGCAUAGGCGUCUCGAUGCGCUUGAGACGCGCGCAGCGGAGAAUGAUGGGUCGGGACACCAAGCCGGAGGCAAAAGCACAGAAAGUAGGGUAGACCCUACAUGCGAAGUCGGGGGCAGGGUGGCAGGGCAAGCGGUAGUCAGCUCGCCGCCGGUGAAUCGGCGUAGUUAUAGCGAAGCAGCGCAACACGCCCCGCGGGAGGCGACGCUGCAGCCACAGGAAGCCGGGAAGCAGGGAGAGGUAGGAGAGAGUGAAAGGGUGAUUAUCGCUGGCGACUCAAACAUGGCUGGGUGCUCAAAAGCAAUUGUGGAGAGGGUGAAAGGCGACAAAAGAGUGGCGGUAGGGACAUUUCCAGGGCAGACACUGGGUUCUGUCAUGGAGCGAGCAAAAGAAAAGCUCACGGAAAAUGCCCACGUGCGCAACCUUGUCGUAGUAGCAGGUGGGCUAAAUGACGUCCUGAACAGGAAAGGGCCAGGACUAGCCCAGCGCUUGGCGAAGGGGGUGGACGACUUGCGCGAGCUAUCCCCUCAGGUGCAGAUCGUGGUGUGCACGGUGCCGGAGGUGCCUGUGCGUGACAGUCACGUACAAAGAGCCGUAAUGGCUGCCAAUGAGGCAAUAUGGAAAAUGAGCCGAGAGAAAGGCUUCGAGGUUGUCGAAGUAAACAGGGAAGUGAGAAGUUGUGGUGGUUUUAAACGAGAUGGGAUCCACUUCAAUUACAGGCUAGCACGAGAAGUGGGCUGGCGACUUGGGGGUCGCGCUGUUGCUUUUUUAGGGGGCCCGCGGGCGCUCGGGAGGUCAGAGUAGGUAGUAAUAAAGAAGGUCCCCUAGGGGAACAGCAGAAGAGCAUCGCCGUCGAUAAGAGAAAAAGGAGGAAAGCAAGAACAAGAGCUCGCCAUGCAAUAGGCUACAUAAACAUGCAGGGCGGCAGAAGAAAGGAAAAGUGGGCAGAGAUUGAGGAGCAGUUACAUAGAGAACAAAUAGGGGUGUAUGCGGUUACAGAAACGCACCUUAGAGACUCAGAAGAGCCGCCAGUUAUUGAGAAUUAUGUAUGGGAAGGGUGCAACAGAACUAAGUCGGAAAGAAAGGGAGGGGGAGUCGGAAUGCUCAUCCAUCAGGGAGCCAAAUGGAAAAGAGUAAAUUCACAAUGUCAAGAGCAUCUUUGGUUAUCAGCCUCCAGGAUGGUGCUCAUUUUUGAUCACCACUUUGGACUCUAUUGUCUCUGGACAUACAAGUCACCAGUGAAUGUGUCACCACAGAGGCAGAAUCCUCGCAAGGAAGACGGACAAAAGAGAGAUUAUUGGUUUGCAAGCUGCCCACGCCAAGCCAUAAGAAGCUCAACGGACACCAUAAUAACAACAGGUCCUCUUGAACUAGGUGCCUCACCAUGAAACGUUUGCAAGUUUACCAGAUAGAGGGCUGUGAGCCCUAUCAGGAAAGCAACAGUCUACAGUUUUGUAUCGUACCAAGCGGGAAUGCUAAAAUUUGACAUACAAGCUUGCUUGAUUUUAAGGGCAUUUUAUGACAAUCGAAGAAGUAACAAGUUUGGUGCCAACUUGUUUCUUUUCUCGUCGUGUAGCAAGCUGCUACUUGGUAGUGCACAAACUUUGUCAUAUGCUAUUUGCAAAUCAGAUUGACAGGCAUUACUACCAUGUAUCACAUGCUCCCUCAUAAUGUUAAUUUGUUACAUGAAACUGCAAAGAAUUUUAAAGUCUUCAAAACCGCUAAGUGCAAUAUUGAGGAAAUGAUGCUUCAUGUUCACUGAAAAACUCUGGCAGUCACUCCUCACUUUAUUGUUUUUUUUUAUUUAAAGUAUGCUCAGGGCCAUAUGCCAUUGAAGAGGGGAGUGGUUACAAAGCAGGAGAGUAAAACAAACAAGAGUAGUGAGUUUUGGUAAUACAACGAUUAUCCUGAUUAUACAAUGUUAGCUAAUGUAUUGCGAAAAAAGUUUGUUAUCAGUGAUGGCUACGAUACUUGAGAGAAGGUGGUUCCAUUCCUGAGAUGUACAGGGGAUUAAAGAUUGAAAGAAAGACUUCAUGUAGCAAGAAUCAAUCCCUGCGUUACUGCGAUGAUCGAUGCAGUUUGAAAUGUACUUGAGGCCAUGGUAUGAAGUCGUCGUGAAGUGUGGUAUGACGGAAAAUUUUAUGAAAUAGCAAAACAUGGCGAAUAGCUAGGGGAAUAAGUGCUGGUUAGCUUCAUUAAGGUUAUACUCGCGGUACAGUUAUAAUUAGAAAGAAUGAUACGAGCAGAGUUAUUUUGUACUAGUUCAAGUGAAGUAGUAAGACUAACACAACUGGGAUAUCAUACUGCAGAUGCAUAUUCAAGUUUUGAGCGUUUUAUUGUCUUGUAAAGGUGUAGUUUUAAAGUAGACAGCGCUUUGGAAAAGUUGCGCUGUAAGUACCCGAGCAGGUGAAUUGCAUUGUUAAUGACACUCUAUAUUGGUCCAAUUUAAUUUAUUUGUAAUGUGUACACCAAUAUAUUUAUAGGACAUGAUGAAAUCUAAGGGAGCCUUGUUAAGACGGUAAGUGAUAGGGUUAGAAUUAGAACUGGAUAUUGCAUUUUUCAUUUGCAAAAAUCAGUAACUAGGCUAGCCCUGCACCAUAAGAAAUGGCUAGAACAGGCAACUUCACACAACUGGCCUACUCCACACUUCUCAGACAUGACGAACCAAUAAAAUCAAAUUUUCUUUCUCUUCAAACAGCGGAUGACAUACCUGAGGACAGUGUGUUCACAAAAAGUUUUUGAAGUAUACUCGAAGUUUGGCUUAACAUUCAGCCAAUCAACAGUGGACGAGCAAGGGAAGCCUCAGCGUGGGAACUUAUCUUCGUCACCGCCCUUACAAAUAUGUUUGAUUUUUGAAAUGUUGGCUACAGGCUUAGGCUUCCCUUGCUCACCUCUGUUACUCAACUGACGUGUUCAUCUCCUUGUAACCUUUUUGCAUUGUUUGAAUACGCAAACCGAGAUGUUUGUUCAACAUGAAACCGUAAAUUGCAUUUUACAAAAAUCCGUGAGCAUGAAUUGGGCAUACUUAUAUGUUCAUUUAGUGUCCUUGUAAGCACUGUCUCCAUGCCCACAAGAUUGUCGUUCAUUGCUUCAACACUAAGGUCCUCUUCCAAUUGUGCUUGUGUUUUUCUUUUUCGUUCGCGCCAUUUCCCUCCUGAGCACGGCUGGCUCGGCGCUUUAGUUCAGCGUAGCGAACGUUGUACGCUGUGUUUCCUGCUCUAUGUGCUAGCGAUAUGCCGAGCUGUUGCGCAUAUAACUGCAGGAAGAAGCCUGAAGAUGGUUAUGCCAUUUUUAUGAUACAACAAGGAAAGUGUGACGGCGUGCGCAGGAAGCAGUGGCUGCAUGACAUUGGCCGAAAGAACUUUGUUCCGACAAAGUACAGCGUUGUUUGCGAGCUGACGCAUCUUUCUUAUAGCUCGUAGCAAAGCAUCCUGUAAUGCUGCAUUUUUUUUAUUCUUCCGGCCUGCUUACCAGUGUUUUUGUCUCCACUGUCUCCAUCGACAAACGAGAAGUAUUUAGCUCCGUGCAAGCAGGAGCUAAAUACUAUUCGAAGCGGACAGGCCGCCAUUGGAAUAUGAACCUGGCAACGUUUAACGCUAGAACAUUAUCUAGUGAGGCGAGUCUAGCAGUGCUAUUGGAGAAAUUAGAGGGCAGUAAAUGGGAUAUAAUAGGGCUCAGUAAAGUUAGGAGGACGAAAGAAGCAUAUACAGUGCUGAAAAGCGGGCACAUCCUGUGCUACUGGGGCUUAGCGGACAAACGAGAACUGGGAGUCGGAUUCCUGAUUAAUAAGGAUAUAGCUGGUAACAUACAGGAAUUCUAAAGCAUUAACGAGAGGGUGGCAGGUCUUGUUGUGAAACUUAAUAAGAGGUACAAAUUGAAGGUUGUGCAGGUCUACGCCCCUACAUACAUCCAGUCAUGAUGACCAGGAAGUUGAGAGCUUCUAUGAAGACGUGGAAUCUGCAAUAGGUAAAGUCAAAACAAAAUAUAUACUGAUGGGCAACUUCAACGCCAGGGUAGGCAAGAAGCAGGCUGGAGACAAGUCAGUGGGAGAGUAUGGCAUAGGCUGUAGGAAUAGCAAGGGAGAGUUAUUAGUAGAAUUUGCAGAACAGAAUAAUAUGCGGAUAAUGAAUAUUUUCUUCCGCAAGCGGGAUAGCCGAAAGUGGACGUGGAGGAGCUGAAACGGAGACAAGAAAUGAAAUAGACUUCAUACUCUGCACUAAUCCUGGCAUCAUACAAUAUGUGGACGUGCUCAGCGAGGUGCGCUGCAGUGACCAUAGGAUGGUAAGAACUAGAAUUAGCCUAGACCUGAGGAAGGAACGGAAGAAACUGGUACAUAAGAAGCCAAUCAACGAGUUAGCGGUAAGAGUGAAAAUAGAGGAAUUCCGGAUCAAGCUACAGAACAGGUAUUCGGCUUUAACUCAAGAAGAGAAGCUUAAUGUUGAAGCAAUGAACGACAAUCUUGUGGGCAUCAUUAAGGAGUGUGCAAUAGAAGUCGGUGGUAACUCCGUUAAACAGGAUACCAGUAAGCUGUCGCAGGAGAUUAAAGAUCUGAUCAAGAAACGCCAAUGUAUGAAAGCCUCUAACCCUACAGCUAGAAUAGAACUGGCAGAACUUUCCAAGUUAAUCAACAGGUGUAAGACAGCUGACAUAAGGAAGUAUAAUAUGAAUAGAAUUGAACAUGCUCUCAGGAACGGACGAAGCCUAAAAGCAGUGAAGACGAAACUAGGAAUUGCCAACAAUCAGAUGUAUUCGUUGAGACAAAGCCGGCAAUAUCAUCACUAAUAUGGAUGAGAUCGUUCAAGUGGCUGAGGAGUUCUAUUGAGAUUUAUACAGUACCAGUGGCACCCACGACGAUAAUGGAAGAGAGAAUAGUCUAGAGAAAUCUGAAAUCCCACAAGUAACGCUGCAAGAAGUAAAGAAAGCCUAAGGAGCUAUGCAAAGGAGGAAGGCAGCUGGGGAAGAUCAGGUAACAGCAGAUUUGUUGAAGGAUGGUGGGCAGAUCGUUCUAGAAAAACUGGCCACCCUGUAUACACAAUGCCUCAUGACUUCGAGCGUACCGGAAUCUAGGCAGAAUGCUAACAUAAUCCUAAUCCAUAAGAAAGGGGACGCCAAAGACUUGAAAAAUUAUAGACCGAUCAGCUUACUGUCAGUUGCCUACAAGCUAUUUACUAAGGUAAUCGCAAAUAGAAUCAGAAACACCUUAGACUUCUGUCAACCAAAGGACCAGGCAAGAUUCCGUAAAGGUUACUGAACAAUAGACCACAUUCACACUAUCAAUCAGGUGAUAGAGAAAUGUGCGGAAUAUAACCAACCCUUAUAUAUAGCUUUCAUUGAUUACGAGAAAGCGUUUGAUUCAGUCGAAACCUCAGCAGUCAUAGAGGCAUUACGGAAUCGGGGGUGUAGACGAGGCAUAUGUAAACAUACUGAGAGAUAUCUAUAGCGGCUCCACAGCAGCCGUAGUCCUCCAUAAAGAAAGCAACAAAAUCCCAAUAAAGAAAGGCGUCGGGUAGGGAGAUACGGUCUUUCCAAUGCUAUUCACAGCGUGUUUACGGGAGGCAUUCAGAGACCUGGAUUGGGAAGAAUUGGGAAUAAGAGUUAGUGGAGAAUACCUUAGUAACUUGCGAUUCGCUGAUGAUAUUGCCUUGCUUAGUAACUCAGGGGACCAACUGCAAUGCAUGCUCACUGACCUGGAGAGGCAAAGCAGAAGGGUGGGUCUAAAAAUUAAUCUGCAGGAAACUAAAGGAAUGUUUAACAGCCUCGGAAGAGAACAGCAGUUUACGAUAGGUAGUGAGGCACUGGAAGUGUUAAGGGAAUACAUCUACUUAGGACAGGUAGUGACUGCGGAUCCGGAUCAUGAGACUGAAAUAAUCAGAAAAAUAAGAAUGGGAUGGGGUGCAUUUGGCAGGCAUUCUCAGAUCAUGAACAGCAGGUUGCCAUUAUCCCUGAAAGGAAAAGUCUAUAACAGCUGUGUCUUACCAGUACUCACGUACGGGGCAGAACCCUGGAGGCUUACGAAAAGGGUUCUACUUAAAUUGAGCACGACGCAACAAGCUAUGGAAAGAAGAAUGAUAGGCGUAACCAGAGUCCUUCCAUGUUUUUCUGGUCACGAAACUCCGCCGUCACGCUAUGGGAGAGGUUCAUAUGCUGCCCAAAGGUGCCGCAACGCGGCGCCAUUGUGCCACAAAAGGCAUUGUUCGCGUAUUGAGACGCGUGCACAGUGCGAGGCGAACUGAGUGAUCGGGUGCGUUCUGUGCAUGUGCUGCGCUAUUCUUCGAGUGCUGGGUUGUUUAGUUGAAGUGGCGGGGUGGGACAACAAUGCCGAACACGUGUUGCAAGUAACAGCUGAAGUAGAAUGGUGGUACCUCUAACAAGCCAUUUAAAAAAAAUUGCUGUAUUUGUGAUGUGGCUACUUCUGUUCGUUUGAGAGUUGUUUUACCAUGUGUUAUGAAAUGCUUAUGCUUUACACUUUCUUGUUUAUAGAAACAAACGAUUAUGUAUUCUGUAUUUAUUGCCAUUCGUUUCCUGGUAUUUGUUUCCUGCCCCCCAAUGCAUAUCUCUCACGUUUGAUGUUAUUUCUUUAUGCUUAUUAUAUCAGUGUCAUGCUUUUAACAAACUUCUUGCAUUGUGAAUAGUGGACCAUUCGUGACCGGAGGCCUCUGUGCUGUUUGUAUUUCGCUCCGCUUAUUUUACAUGAUAAAUAAAUGAUCGUGCUUGUAUGUUG
This is a messenger RNA of Dermacentor albipictus, 7302 nucleotides long. The record is from RefSeq and is a predicted model, not a curated record. NCBI's taxonomy places the organism in Eukaryota, Metazoa, Arthropoda, Arachnida, Ixodida, Ixodidae.